Messenger RNA from Symbiodinium sp. CCMP2456, 663 nucleotides. The record is from the annotation of a GenBank genome assembly. Lineage: Eukaryota; Dinophyceae; Suessiales; Symbiodiniaceae.
AUGGAUCAGCACUGGGGCGGAGGCAAAGGCGGCUGGGGCGGCGGCUGGACUUCCUGGAAGGGAGGUGUGUGGAAAGGUGCCCAGCCGAAGCACCAGCCUGGCGGCAUCAUACAGAGGUUGGACAGCGACUUGAUGAACACCAGGGGCGACAUUCAGCAGCUGCGCACAGAGAAGGACUUGCUUACGACCGAGAAGAACGGCCUCAUCGCGGAGAAGAACCAGCUUCGUGACGAGAAGGACGCAGCUCUGGCCAGGGCACAAGAGGCCGAGCAAAAGCUCGAGAAGAUCCAGAAGGAGAAGCAGGAACUGAGUGACAAGCACUCGCGAGAGACCGAGAAGGCCUCCAGCACGCUGACAGAAGUCCAUCGCGCCUGGCAAAGGGAUACGAAGGAGUGGGAGGAUCGGUUCAAGAUCACCAAGCGGAUGCUGGAGGAGUCGGAAAAGUCCAACAAGAAGCUCAAAAAUGACCAGGAGACGGAAUAUAACUUGAGGGAGAAGCUGCGGUUCGAGCGUGACUCCUACAAGGCAAUGGCUGAUCGGCUGGAAAAAUCCUUGGCAACGGAGCAGAAGGAUCUUAAGGCGGUGAGCUCCCAGUUGAAAGAGGUGGAGAAGGAGAACGGCAAGCUCAAGAAGCGCUUGAAUAAGCUGGAGAAUGCUGCCUGA